Daucus carota subsp. sativus is the source of this 819-nucleotide messenger RNA. RefSeq names its product multiprotein-bridging factor 1b. Gene Ontology annotation, cellular component: nucleus. Gene Ontology annotation, molecular function: DNA binding. The record is from RefSeq and is a predicted model, not a curated record. Lineage: Eukaryota; Viridiplantae; Streptophyta; Magnoliopsida; Apiales; Apiaceae. The transcript is spliced from 4 exons. The coding region runs from base 136 to 555 and encodes 139 amino acids.
UUAUUGGAGUAUAUAUUCUUAACUUUAAUGAAUUACUAGUGGUAUUUAAAACCUCCAGCAAAAGCAGAUAUUUGGAUAUACACGAACAAUAUUUCAUAAUUUUAUCAUCGAGAGAGAAAAAGAGAGAAGAGAGAGAUGUCAGGGAUUGUUCAAGAUUGGGAACCCGUUGUUAUCCGCAAGAAAGCUCCCACCGCCGCCGCUCGUAAAGAUGAAAAAGCCGUCAACGCCGCUCGUCGUGCCGGCGCCGAGAUUGAAACCGUCAAGAAAGCAACUGCUGGGUCAAAUAAGGCUGCCUCCAGUGGUACAUCUCUGAACACCAGGAAGCUGGAUGAAGACACUGAAAACCUAGCUCAUGAAAAGGUACCGACUGAAUUGAAGAAAGCCAUUAUGCAUGCUCGGAACGAAAAGAAGCUCACCCAGGCUCAGCUUGCCCAGAUUAUAAAUGAAAAACCCCAAGUUAUUCAGGAGUAUGAAUCUGGAAAAGCUAUACCAAACCAGCAGAUAAUCAGUAAGCUGGAGAGGGCCCUUGGUGCAAAACUGCGAGGAAAGAAAUAAAUCAGACAAUAAGCUGGAAUGGAUUGCCUUUGUGGCAAUUCUAAGUCUUUGGAGGUCUUAAGAAGUGGUGGAAUUUACAAACUUAUGUUUUCCCCGAGUUUUUAAGUACUCUUGUGUCUGAUACCUUUGUCGAUAGGUAGUACUGACUAUGAACCUGGUUUUACUUGUGCGAAGUGAAUCUGGUUUUCACCUAUGAUAAAUUUGGAUAAUGUUUGUUGGAGAAUCUAUGGCACCUUAUGGUCUGUUUUAUAUGUUUUUUCUUUA